GUUUAAGGUGCCGACUCGGCGCAGCUCGUUUUCCCGCGAGUCGGUGCAGCCGCGGUCCUUAUCCUCCGCACAGCGGCGUCGACCUUGUGCUUUGGGCGACAUGAACCGCACAUCGACGGGUGUUCCUGUGACCGGCAGCGCGAACAAGAACUCUCCCGUGAUCCCGGCAGCUUGUGCAGGAAGUUCUUCUGCCAGAACUGGAGUCGCUUCUCUGAACAAAUCUGGAGGUUUUCCUUCUUCCUCGAUAAAAGACAGUCGUGGAGUACUCUCCGGACAGAGACGAAAAACUGCUCCAACGAGGAGCGCAACGAGUGAGGACUACAGAUCGGAGGAUGAAGAUUUCUUCGCUCCUUACGUUAAGGCAACCAAGAGAGCAACAUCCUAAAGGGUAUCAUCCUUGGCGCAUUCUUCCUAAGGGAAAAAGGCGCCAAGUAUCCGGUCAGGGAUGCGAACGCGGUAGCUCUAAGUACGAUGGGGGAGUGGAUCCACAUGAUCUUAGAGG
This is a messenger RNA of Amoebophrya sp. A25, 502 nucleotides long. The record is from the annotation of a GenBank genome assembly. NCBI's taxonomy places the organism in Eukaryota, Dinophyceae, Syndiniales, Amoebophryaceae.